Nerophis lumbriciformis (worm pipefish) is the source of this 795-nucleotide messenger RNA. The record is from RefSeq and is a predicted model, not a curated record. NCBI's taxonomy places the organism in Eukaryota, Metazoa, Chordata, Actinopteri, Syngnathiformes, Syngnathidae.
AUGGAGGAACCCCAGAGAAAAAAGAGUCAGCGACAUGAAGGCACCAAGCCCAGGAAGGUCAGGUUCAAACUGGCGUCGUCCUACAGCGGCCGGGUCCUGAAGCACGUGUACGAGGACGGACAGGAGCUGGACAGCCCCGAGGAGAAGUACCCUCACAGUUUCCUCCCGCACGGCAAGAUACCGCCCAGCCACCUGGAGAUGGAGCAGUUGUGCGGCUUUCAAGAGCCUCCGUCGGAGCAGCGGGGUGUCGAGCCUCCAACCGGGCUCAUUGCCCAGAGAAUCAACGUGUACAGAGGAAUGGGAAGCUACAAGGCUGCUGCAGGCCCGACCGACCAAACAGAUGGAGAUACUAAAUCGUCGGUGUUGGACUUUGGAAAGAUCAUCAUCUACACCAGCAAACUGCGCAUCGUACGAGCACCCGCCAGGAAAAGCGAGGCAUUGUGUUACGGUGCGGCGCCCCCUGUGGACGCGGAGGGACACCCGCAGGCCCGUGAGCGGGGCAGCAGGAGGCGAGCCAAGGCCGUCGCGACGCAGGAGGGAGAGCGGAAAGUGAUGACACACACGCAGGAAUGGAGCGACUGCCAACUCUGCGGCGGCUCGGGCUGCACGCCGUGCUCGCUGUGUCACGGCAGCAAGCUGUCCAUGCUGGCCAACCGCUUCAAUGAGUCCAUCAGCGAGCUGCGUUGCCAGGCCUGCUACCCUCACGGUCUAGAGAGGUGCCAGGCCUGCGCCGGCAAGUCGCCAUUUUCGCCCGCCGCUCGCGCUCGGCCCGAGGGGGAGCCAGCCAGCCAGUGA